Aethina tumida (small hive beetle) is the source of this 1588-nucleotide messenger RNA. RefSeq names its product homeobox protein unplugged. The record is from RefSeq and is a predicted model, not a curated record. Bases 242 to 967 code for a protein of 241 amino acids. Gene Ontology annotation, cellular component: nucleus. The transcript is spliced from 3 exons. Gene Ontology annotation, biological process: regulation of nervous system development; regulation of transcription by RNA polymerase II. Gene Ontology annotation, molecular function: DNA-binding transcription factor activity, RNA polymerase II-specific; RNA polymerase II transcription regulatory region sequence-specific DNA binding. NCBI's taxonomy places the organism in Eukaryota, Metazoa, Arthropoda, Insecta, Coleoptera, Nitidulidae.
CUGUUUGUGCAUCCUAACGGGGGAUAAUUUUAUUUUUUUCGUGGUGAAUGUGUCGUUUGGUGUACAGCGAACAACUCACCGUGUGCCCACCGACGUCACCGAUUAACACCAAACUCACAAUUUCAACGUUUCCCACCUGGAUGACAUGAACUGACACACGGACGCCGCUUUGUCCGACGUAUUGCUUGCUGGUUUUGUUUUUCCUCCGUAUUUUCGAAAAAGUGACGCGCCAAAAACGGCCAUGGAAGUACCGACCAGUGAUGCCCUGCUCCAGCAGCCCAUCAGUAGUGAACCGUUGAAAAAAUCAGUGCCGCGACCGUUCUCGAUCGAGGCCCUGAUGAGUGAUUGCGGCCCGAAAAAGGAGACGAACAUUGGCAGUUUCCAAUGGGGGCUGUCGCCGCCGCAGAACUACCACCACAGCGGACGCGACACCGAUUCGGACGGCAGCGUCGACAUGGAUUUGGCGCAGGAUUUGUCUCGCAGAAGUCAAAAGGACGCGGGUUCCGAUUUGGACGACGACACCGAAGAGAGCCAGAACUCCGACGGCACCAGCUCGGCGAAGGCGAGACGCCGAAGGACGGCCUUCACCAGCGAACAACUGCUGGAGCUGGAACGCGAGUUCCACGCGAAAAAGUACCUAUCGCUGACCGAACGCAGCCAGAUCGCCUCCGCCCUCAGACUGAGCGAGGUGCAGGUGAAGAUCUGGUUCCAGAACAGACGCGCCAAAUGGAAAAGGGUGAAGGCCGGCCUGGGCUCCGGACCGCAUCACGGCACCAAGGGCACGCAGCACAAGAGCAAAUUGGUGGUGCCGAUUCCGGUGCACGUGAACCGUUUCGCCGUCAGAAGUCAGCACCAGCAGUUGGAAAGGGCGCUCGGCGACUUGGCCGGCAGGGUUCUGGCGAGUCAUGCGGCCCUGAGGGCCGGCCUGGAUUUACACGGGUUUCACACGCAGCCGCCACCCCACUAGUCCUAAUUGAAGGUGGAUGAUUCGAUGGAAAGCAAUAAUAUAUGUUGUUUGGUUCUUAAGUUAAGUUAAAUAACGUUUCAACCUAGUGUACUGUGAUGACUGAAUGAUUGUGUAUUGUAUUUUCUUAUUUCGGACGAAGUUACAAACAAAUUGACAGUAUGUGUUUAGAUUAAAUGCAAUUAUAGAGGUACAUAAACCUUUUUGGUCACCGCAGUAUCCUUCCAACUGGUCUAAGACGAUUUCACUGUAGAAUUGCAUUUUACAAAAUAGGUUAUUUGUUUGCCACAGAAGUCACCUUGCUUUGAAAUAAUUUACUUUAUUUCUGAUUUAUUAGAUUCCUAGAAACCAUACCGUUUCGUAUUAUUAAUUAAAAUUGAUGAAGUUGUGAUGUAAAAUACUACUAAUAGUUGAAGUAUUUGUAAAUUAUCGAUUUGUUAGAUAUUUUUUAUUUUGCUCCCAGUGCAUUUUCAAGUCAAAAAUGAACAUGAGAAUGAGCAAUCUAUAAAAUCGAUGCGAUUUUUAAUAUAGAUUACGGUGAAUGUUUUUAUAUAUAUACAUACUAAUUUAAUUUAUAUACAUUAUUACGUGCAAUAGAUUAUAAUUUUUAGUUCAUAAAAAUAA